Messenger RNA from Mugil cephalus (flathead mullet), 4609 nucleotides. Its product is annotated as voltage-dependent calcium channel subunit alpha-2/delta-3-like. Lineage: Eukaryota; Metazoa; Chordata; Actinopteri; Mugiliformes; Mugilidae. The record is from RefSeq and is a predicted model, not a curated record. Gene Ontology annotation, cellular component: voltage-gated calcium channel complex. The transcript has 37 exons. The coding region runs from base 469 to 3747 and encodes 1092 amino acids. Gene Ontology annotation, molecular function: voltage-gated calcium channel activity.
AUCACUCAAGAGGAGUAGGCGUGCUCUUGUGCGCUGCAUCGUUUGAUGAUCUCCCCGGUUCCCCCUGCACCUCCACUCUGUUCUCAGUGGUUGAGGUCAUCCAAUCAAAGCGAUCAGGCAGACUUUCCCUGCCGGAGGAGUCGAGCUCGACUUUGCGUCGGGCGGCAUUACCGUGUGCGCCGCACCGGUCAGCGGGGCCACACCGCGGCGCUUUGGAUAACUCAAAACAGCAGAGGAUCCUGCUCCUUGCAAAGGCGCGUCGCUCAUCCGCGUCCCGCGCCAUGCCGAACAGCUCAACAAAUUGCCAUGAAUGGUUCAGUCCGCCAGCAUAGGUGACUUUUGAUUCCCUCCAUCUUUUUCCCCCUUUUAUGUCUGGCUUCUCUGAAGGGGUGAAGAAACUCCACGGUGGCAGCGGCAUAAGCCCAAAAACUCGCACUGUGCGCGUAGGGGAGUUAUUUGUGCCCCAAAAUGCAGGUGGAUCGGAGCUGUGUGCUUUCCAGUGCUUGCUGUGCGUGGCUGCUUUUACUUUUCUCAACUCUGAGCAUCAGGGUAACCGGGGUGGGAGGAACCCACCAAAGCAUCCCUCCAUCCGUGGUGAAGCUGUGGGCUUCUGCGUUUGGUGGGGAGAUGAAGUCCAUCUCAGCAAAGUACUCUGGCUCCCAGCUGCUGCAGAAGAAAUACAAGGAGUUUGAGCGGGCGGUGCGUGUGGAGGAAAUUGACGGGCUGCGGCUGGUGAAGAGGCUGGCGGAGAACAUGGAGGAGAUGUUUCACAAGAAAGCCCAGGCAAUGAAGAGACUGGUCGAGGCAGCAGAGGAAGCCCACCUGCAGCAUGAAGAGGAUCCAAACCUGCAGUAUGAAUACUUUAAUGCGGUGCUGAUCAAUGAGGCGGACGAGGAGGGGAACAGCGUGGAGCUGGGAGGAGAAUUUAUCCUGCAACCCAAUGACCACUUUAACAACCUGUCAGUCAACCUCAGCCUCAGCGUUGUCCAGGUGCCCACCAACAUGUACAACAAAGACUCUGCAAUUGUGAAUGGAGUGUACUGGUCUGAGGCCUUGAACAAAGUGUUCGUGGAUAACUUUGAGAGAGACCCAUCACUCAUAUGGCAGUACUUCGGCAGCGCCAAGGGCUUUUUCAGGCAGUACCCAGGAAUCAAGUGGAAGCCAGAUGAGCAUGGAGUCAUAGCCUUUGACUGCCGUAACCGGAAGUGGUACAUCCAGGCCGCAACCUCUCCGAAGGACGUGGUGAUCCUGGUGGAUGUCAGUGGCAGCAUGAAAGGCCUCAGACUGACUAUCGCCAGGCAGACUGUUUCCUCCAUACUGGACACUCUUGGAGAUGAUGAUUUUUUUAACAUCAUUGCAUACAACGAGGAAUUGCAUUAUGUGGAACCGUGCCUGAAUGGAACUCUGGUGCAAGCGGACGUCACCAACAAAGACCAUUUCCGCGAACACCUCGACAAGCUGUUUGCUCAAGGCAUUGGUAUGUUAGACAUCGCUCUGACCGAGGCCUUCAAUCUUCUCGGUGACUUCAACGAGACUGGGAGGGGUAGUGAGUGCAGCCAGGCUAUUAUGUUGGUGACAGAUGGGGCAGUGGAUACAUACGAUGCCAUCUUUGCCAAGUAUAACUGGCCUGAGAGGAAGGUCCGCAUAUUCCCUUACCUCAUUGGCCGAGAGUCCGCCUUCGCAGAUAAUCUCAAAUGGAUGGCAUGUGCUAACAAAGGCUACUUCACUCAGAUUUCCACAUUGGCAGAUGUGCAGGAGAACGUGAUGGAGUAUCUCCAUGUGCUGAGUCGUCCCAAGGUGAUUGACCGGGAGCACGACACAGUAUGGACGGAGGCCUACAUCGAUAGCACUCUCCCCCAAGCACAAAAGCUGGAGGACGGUCAAGAACCAGUUCUAAUGACCACGGUGGCAAUGCCCGUGUUCAGCACCAAGAACGAGACCAGAAACCGCGGCAUCCUUUUAGGGGUGGUAGGCACAGACGUGCCCGUCUCUGAGCUGCUCAAGACUAUCCCCAAAUAUAAGCUUGGCAUCCACGGCUACGCCUUUGCAAUCACCAACAAUGGCUACAUCCUCACCCACCCGGAUUUGCGGCCACUUUACGGAGACGGCAAGAAGCGAAGGAAGCCGAACUACAGCAGCGUCGAUCUGUCUGAGGUGGAAUGGGAGGAUAAGGACGACACGCUGAGAAACGCCAUGGUCAACAGGAAGACGGGCACCUUCUCCAUGGAAGUGAAGAAGAGUGUGGACAAAGGGAAACGCGUUCUGGUUUUGCAUAAUGAUUACUACUACACAGACAUCAAAGGCACUCCUUUCAGUCUAGGGGUAGCUCUUUCCAGAGGCCACGGGAAGUACUUCUUCAGAGGGAAUGUCACAGUGGAAGAAGGACUUCAUGACUUGGAGCAUCCUGACGUAGCGCUGGCAGACGAAUGGACGUACUGCAACACGGACGAGCACCCGGAGCACCGCUAUCUGUCCCAGAUAGAGGCGAUCAAGGUUUACCUCAGUGGACAUGAACCCCACCUCCAGUGCGACAAGGAGCUGAUUCAGGAAGUUCUCUUCGACGCAGUAGUGACCGCACCUUUAGAGGCCUACUGGACCAGCCUCGUGCUCAACAAGUCAGAGAACUCCGACAAAGGUGUGGAGAUAGCCUACCUGGGCACAAGAACGGGCCUGUCCAGAAUUAACCUGUUUGUGGUUCCUGACGAACUGACAAACCAAGACUUCCUGACGGCCGAGGACAGAGAAGGGGUGUUCAACGCCGAUCACUUCCCUCUGUGGUACAAGAGAGCGGCAGAGCAAGUUCCUGGAACUUUUGUUUACUCUCUGCCUUUCAACUCAGGAUCAGAAAACAAGAGCGUCGUAUUGGCCAGUACCGCCAUUCAGCUUCUGGAUGAGAGGAAAUCACCCAUAGCUGCGGCUGUCGGCAUCCAGAUGAAACUGGAUUUUUUUCAGAAGAAAUUCUGGACAGCGAGCAGACAGUGCGCAGCAUUAGAUGGAAAAUGCUCCAUAAGCUGUGACGAUGAGAACAUUAACUGCUACCUCAUUGACAACAACGGCUUCGUUCUGGUAGCGGAGGACUACACUUUGACUGGCAAGUUUUUUGGCGAAGCAGAAGGAGCCGUAAUGAGUAAGCUCCUGCAGAUGGGCUCUUUCAAGAGGGUCACUCUGUACGACUACCAGGCUCUGUGUUGGGUCUUUUCGGAGAGUAGUGGCAGUGGGCGCAAACUGUUAGACCCCUACUUCGCCUUCUUCUCAGCUGUGAAGUGGAUCAUGACAGAGCUCGUCAUAUUCCUGGUCGAGUUCAACUUGUACAGCUGGUGGUACUCUGACUUCUCGGCUAAAGCUCAGAGGAUAGGCCGGUCCAUGCAGGUGCCGUGUGACACCGAGUACCCCGCCUUCGUCUCCGAGAGAACCAUCAAGGAGAACACGGGCAACGUCGACUGCGACGGCUGCAUCAAGUCCUUUGUGAUUCAGCAGAUCCCCAGCAGCAAUCUCUUCAUGGUGGUGGUGGACAACAAGUGUGACUGCAGCAUGUUUGAGCCAAUCACCAUGGACCCCAUCGAAAUCAUGUAUAAUGAAUCUCUCAAGUGCGAGAGACUGAAGAUGCAAAAGGACAGGCGGCGCCCAGACACCUGCCACCCUUUUCACCCAGAGGAGAACUCGAUGGAGUGUGGAGGAGCCGCGAGCCUCGCCCCGUCUCUUGCGGCAACUCUGCUUUGUGUACUCAUGGCGCUGUUUCCUAGGUGACCAGAGCUGGCUACACCCCUCCGUCCACAGCUUGACUUGGAUUGGCUCAGCUUGGCAUGCAACAAAAUUGCAGCGAUGCCACCGAGGAAAAAAAAAACAAAAAAAAAACACUCCGGCCCCGUAUAGAAUUGUGCCCAAUUUCAACUCGCCACCUGCAGAGUCCCCAGCCCUGAGGUACCUCCCUAGAAGGUAUAUAUUUGAAAGGAUUGAUAGCUGUUACAGCUGUUAAGUAGUGAUCAUUACGGUGCUUUACCACUAUCGCAUGAACUGAACACAAGAGAGGCUUUUGAGGAGAGUCAAAGUUUAGAGACACGUAGAAAUAAUGCAAACAGUGCACCUCGUAGCUUAAAAACAGCACAAGUGGUCUAGUAAUACCCACUAACUAACAGUUCAGUCCGUUUAGGUAGCAGCUAAGCCCUGGGGUUCGUAGCUUGGCAGCUUGGAACUGGGCAUUACGGCCACGUAACACCCAUUUGAAGACAAGAGAACAACAGGUGCAUCUUGUCCUGGCCCACUCUGACUUUUCAUGGACAAUACUGAUUCUGAUAAUAAUACAUAAAUUAAAAAAAAAAAAAAGAUAAAACUGAAGAUCAUUAUAUGUGGCUGGGGUUGUGAUGAAAUGUUUGUCUAAUGAUGUUUUUUUCAAGACGAGAAGAAAAAAAAACAAGUUCUAUAAAAUAUAUGAAGAAGAAGAAAAAAAAAUAAAGAGUUUUAUUUAUGAUUUGCAAGUGGUACCCAUAAACUGUGACUAUGAGAUUUCGAGUCCUCUGAUGUGAGUGGUCGUUAAUAUUUGAGCUUUGCCUUAUUGAACGAUAUUGGUCCUGUUUGUGUACUUUUGAAAUAAAACGAUGUUUAAAAUUUA